This is a messenger RNA of Penicillium argentinense, 525 nucleotides long. Its product is annotated as chromate transporter. Gene Ontology annotation, biological process: chromate transport. The record is from RefSeq and is a predicted model, not a curated record. NCBI's taxonomy places the organism in Eukaryota, Fungi, Ascomycota, Eurotiomycetes, Eurotiales, Aspergillaceae. Gene Ontology annotation, molecular function: chromate transmembrane transporter activity. Bases 1 to 525 code for a protein of 174 amino acids. The transcript is spliced from 2 exons.
AUGUACCGCACGCGAGGCAGUGUCCCUGCAGAGGAUCUCGAUGCCGGCCUUGAGUUACGCGGAGAGACAAUACGUCCAACAAGAACUCUCCGCUACCUCGUCGCCCCUGGUUGGAUCUCUGGCCGAGACUUCCUCAUCGGUCUAGCCAUCAUUCAAGCCUUCCCAGGACCAAAUUUUAACUUCGCUGUCUUCCUCGGUGCCUUGGCCCUGCAACCAACGCAGUUCCCUACGGUAUUUGGCGCAUUCCUCGGCUGGUUAGGAGUCUUCGUGCCGGGUCUUGCCCUGGCUGUUGCGUUCCAGAGUUUUUGGAGCGUGCUGCGGAGGAAGAAGUUUGUCAUUCACAUUUUGAGAGGAGUAAACGCUACUGCAAUUGGCGCUGGACAGAGUCUUGCUAGAGAGCCAUGGUGGGUGGUUGUCACUACCAUCUCCUAUGCCGGCAAUGCGUGGUUUAAGGUGCCUCCGGCUGUGUCUAUUGUUAUUGGUGCUAUCCUGGGUUUGUGUUGGUACGGGGCUGUGGGCCGAUAA